Molecule: messenger RNA, 828 nt
Organism: Hirsutella rhossiliensis
Lineage: Eukaryota; Fungi; Ascomycota; Sordariomycetes; Hypocreales; Ophiocordycipitaceae
Product: 14-3-3 protein
Exons: 5
Coding region: 1-828 (275 amino acids)
Biological process (GO): signal transduction
Cellular component (GO): cytoplasm
Source: RefSeq, a predicted model, not a curated record
AUGACCAACGAGCGUGAAAGCAAGACUUUUCUGGCCCGCCUCUGCGAGCAGGCUGAGCGCUACGAUGAAAUGGUCACCUACAUGAAGGAGGUCGCCAAGAUCGGAGGCGAGCUCACCGUCGACGAGCGUAAUCUCCUCAGCGUCGCCUACAAAAACGUCGUCGGCACUCGCCGUGCCUCGUGGCGCAUCAUCUCUUCCAUCGAGCAGAAGGAGGAGUCCAAGGGUUCCGAGAAGCACGUCUCCACAAUCAAGGAGUACCGUGACAAGAUCGAGGCCGAGCUUGAGCAGGUCUGCCAGGACGUCCUCAAUGUCCUCGACGAAAGCCUCAUCCCCAACGCUGCCUCGGGCGAGUCCAAGGUCUUCUACCACAAGAUGAAGGGUGAUUACCACCGCUACCUCGCCGAGUUCGCCUCGGGCGAGAAGCGCAAGGUUGCCGCCACGGCUGCCCACGAUGCCUACAAGAACGCGACUGAGGUUGCCCAGACCGACCUGACUCCCACCCACCCCAUUCGCCUGGGUCUGGCCCUCAACUUCUCCGUCUUUUACUACGAGAUCCUCAACUCGCCCGACCGUGCUUGCCACCUUGCCAAGCAAGCCUUCGACGAUGCCAUUGCCGAGCUUGACUCACUCUCCGAGGAGUCCUACCGCGACAGCACCCUUAUCAUGCAACUGCUGCGUGACAACCUUACUCUGUGGACCUCGUCCGACAGCGCCGACGCCGAGGGCGCCGCCGCGGGUGAUGCUGCCAAGAAGGAGGAGGGCGAGGCCUCCAAGCCCGCCGAGGAGGAGACCAAGGCCGAGGAGCCCGCUCCCGCCGCUGCCUCGUAA